AAUUGCAGCCGCUACCAGCUGAUUUGAAUCAGGCGGCGAGCACACUUUCAGCAUCCCAAUGCACGAGCAGUACGGUUGGGGCUGGUCGAGGUGCCCAUUCCGAGGGCCACAUCACGCGCACGUUUGAGCUGGAGGUGUAUGAUAAGUACGAGAAGGAAUACACACAGUUCGAGGACUGUACAGUUGAGGUGAAACACUCGGAUGUGGUGGAAGGUUGUAUCUGCACCUGUGUCCUUUCUGAUGAGAAGGAGUGCACUUGGAAAUUUCAGCGGAUCCGCUACGAUGUGCUUCGUCCUGCAUAUAAGCGGGAUGUGACGUUCUUGCUCGAGCAUUGUAUUAUCCCCAAAGCGAAGUUACUGCAAUGGCUGACUCAUGAGAAGAUCGUUCCCCCGACGACGAAUGAAACGUCGGCAAUGCGGUCCAUGGCGCCACCGCUUCCAUCACCGGGAUCGACUCCGUCAAAGUCCCCGACGCUUCAUUCAGCGUCGUUGCCCACGUACGCCACCGCUCUCAUGAUGCAGCAAAGUAAUGCCCAAUCGCAUGCGCCGAUGCGGAUGUCUGCACCUUUGGCAGAUAGUGUUUCGUAUCAGGAGUUGUUGGUGCCAGGUUCCCUCACACGAGGCUCACAAUUGCAUGGGGUUUCUUCGCAACCGCACUCCAAAGUUCUCUCGAAUGUGCACAGCUCGCUGCAUGCAUUGGCGGAGUCCAAGAUGGAGAAACCGAAACACGGCAAUACGGCCCCUGACUCAAGUGCUCUCUCACCACUGCAGCUGUUAACGACGAUGGUCUCAUCGGUGCAUAUUGUGCGCACGGAGGAUCUCGAGGAGAAACACAAAAACGUCUCAACUGCAAAUCCUCGCAGAAACCACAACCAGCAGGAUCAAAGGCAUCCUCCGAAGCGUGAUCGCGAUCGUCGAGAGCCAAAUACUGCCAAUGAGAGGGACGGAAACGACAAACGAGGCAACAACCGGGCGUCACGCCAAGAAAAAACACAUGGCGGCAAAAAAUUGGUACCCGUUCCAGAUACAUGCACUCAGUGCCUGAAGAAGAAACAAGCGGAGGAUCUUCGCCUUGACAGGGAGGACAAUAAUUAUUACUGCUACAGUUGUUGGGCCAAACUGGGCUGGGAGUUCUGUCGCGAAUGCGGGGAAUUUAAUAAGGGCUACCGGGAGCGCACCCGUCGCCGCACAGGUGAGUUCUACUGCAGCAAUUGCCGGUCCAACUUCAACAAGGGGAAGGAGGAGGAAGAAGAAGCAAAGAACAAGGAUGACCAAGCUACCACGAGUCGUAAUGAGCAAAAGAAGCAGAAACAGCAGAAGCAGAAGCAGCCGGGAAGGGACAGUGCAGCCACAGAGGAUACGGUCGAGAAGACGACGAAAAAAGGAGCUACCGAGCGCAAGGGCACGAAAAAUCCACAACGCGAUGGAGUGAAACUGAACACUGCUUCUGCAGAGGGGGAGGAGGAUAAUAUGAGCGCGAAUUCACUAAACAACGUCGCGCAUUUGGAUGCCGAAAAUGUGAGUCAAGUCAAGAAGAAGAAGAAGAAGAAAAAAAGUAAAAAAAAAUCCGCGGGAACAGGGACCUUGUGUGAAGUGAGUGAAAGGGAGAAUGAGUGUGCAUCGCAGUGUACACAGGAGCCUGCCAGCUCUAAAAAAGUGGAUGUGGCUGCGGAGUGA
Trypanosoma cruzi is the source of this 1676-nucleotide messenger RNA. RefSeq lists its product as uncharacterized. NCBI's taxonomy places the organism in Eukaryota, Euglenozoa, Kinetoplastea, Trypanosomatida, Trypanosomatidae. The transcript has a single exon. The record is from RefSeq and is a predicted model, not a curated record. The annotation marks the transcript as partial.